CUUUAAUUCGACCCCACAGCGGAAGGACACCACUGCAGUUUCCCCAAAACUGCACCUCAAUCUGAACGCGCUGCAGUUGGUACCUACCUAGCUAGGUACCCUGGAAAGGGAAAACCGUCGUGCCCAAAAAACCCGAAAUAUCCUGACCUCAUCGAGCACACCCAAAGCUCCCGAUUCCGACCACCAAAUCCGCGGGCGCAAGACAACCAACCAGCCCACGAUGCCGCCAUCACUACCAAGAGUUUUUCUCCGGCCUUCGAGUCUCGCAGCACAGUCAUGUCUGCGAUCCAUCGCCCGCCACAAAACCCUCGCCCGCCCCGGUGCGCAAGUAACACCACCAACACCAUCCUCCUCCUCCUCCCGCACCAUCACCACCCGCGCAUUCCACACCACCCGGCGAACCCGCGCCUCUGAACCCGCACCCGAUUUCGUCUCCAUAGUCGACAACCCCCCGGACCUCGUUCGCGCCGGCCGCCGCCACGGCCCGGGCCUUAUCAUCCUCGCCCUGAUCCCCAUCACUGCCUUCGUCCUUGGCACCUGGCAGGUUCAGCGCCUUGGCUGGAAGACGGACCUCAUCGCCAAGCUCGAGGACCGCCUCGUCCGCGACCCUCUACCCCUCCCGCCCCGAAUUGACCCGGCCGCCGUCGCUGACUUCGACUACCGCCGCGUCUACGCCACCGGCCGCUUCCGCCACGACAAGGAAAUGCUCAUCGGGCCGCGCAUGUGGGACGGCGAGCAGGGAUACAUGGUCGUCACGCCGCUCGAGCGCGAGGGCGACGGCACCACGGUGCUGGUGAACCGCGGGUGGAUCGGCAAGGACAUGGCCGACCAGCGGAAGCGCCCCGCAAGCGCCUUGCCGCGCGGCGAGGUCACCGUCGAGGGCCUGCUGCGCGAGCCGUGGAAGAAGAACAUGUUCACGCCGGAUAACCGCCCGGACCGCUGGGAGUUUUUCUUCCCCGACGUGCACCAGAUGGCGGAGCUGACGGGGAGUCAGCCUAUUUGGAUUGAGGCUACUAUGGACCACGAGUUCUUCCGUGUCAUAGACCUCAAGUCCAAGGGUAUUCCUAUCGGGAGAGCCGCCGAAGUGAACCUGCGGAAUAACCAUGCCCAGUACAUCUUCACAUGGUACGGGCUCGCGUUUGCCACCUCGAUUAUGCUGUGGAUGGUCGUCAAGAAGCCUCCUUCUGACAUCUCGAAACGGGUGCGCAUGAACAAGCAUUGGUAAGGACAUCCAUAUGGGGUGGUCUCGCCCUGGAGCGACGUCGUGUCGUAGUAGCGGCGUAUGGCUCUCAAGUCCCCUCCUCCUCUCCGUCGUCGCCGUUGGUUACACUACGGCGCUUCUUCCUCGGCUCCGCUGGGGGCGGCGGCUUCGGCAUCCUCAACUCCUGCAGUAGUUCCCGGGGCAGGUACCUGUGCGCCAGGGAAAAGGGGGUAAUCGUCUGGUUGGUCUGGCGUUGUCUGUACGAGUGUUAGAUGAAAACAAACUGUACAAAACUUUUGUGAAUAUUUCGGGGCGAGGGAGAAAGCUCCCAAUCA
Colletotrichum destructivum is the source of this 1536-nucleotide messenger RNA. RefSeq lists its product as uncharacterized. Gene Ontology annotation, biological process: mitochondrial respiratory chain complex IV assembly. The record is from RefSeq and is a predicted model, not a curated record. The coding region runs from base 221 to 1225 and encodes 334 amino acids. Gene Ontology annotation, cellular component: membrane; mitochondrion. The transcript has 3 exons. NCBI's taxonomy places the organism in Eukaryota, Fungi, Ascomycota, Sordariomycetes, Glomerellales, Glomerellaceae.